UUACCUCGGAAUAAUGUUGUUAUCUUAGGCGGCUAGCGCGAGCGCGAGCGCGAGCUGGCUGGUCGGUGGCGGUUUAAGUCUUCGUUUUAGCCAGGAUCAUUCAUUUAUUUAUCUCUUACCUCUUACGUUUACCGUCUUUAAAACAGCAACGUCACCUGGUGAUGCGAUUGGACCUUGCCGGUCUGCCAGCCCCAACCAAGAGUGUGUGACGUCAGUCCUAGCCAUCUCGCAGCCCUGUCCACCAUGGAGUGCGCGUGAAACAGUUGUGGUUUUCGGAGCAGCGCAGAAAGGAGGGUAUCAUUAGACAAAAGAAGGCCAGCGAAGUGAGGAUGUCAUCCAGCAGGACCCAGAACCCCCACGGGCUAAAACAGAUUGGGCUGGACCAGAUCUGGGAUGACCUAAGGGCUGGGAUCCAGCAGGUGUACACACGCCAGAGCAUGGCCAAAUCACGCUAUAUGGAGCUCUACACGCAUGUAUAUAAUUACUGUACCAGCGUCCAUCAGUCGAGCCAGACACGGGGUAAUGCUCCCUUGUCCAAGCCAUCCAAGAAGUCGCCCACUCCGGGGGGCGCUCAGUUUGUCGGCCUGGAGCUCUACAAGAGGUUGAAAGAAUUCCUGAAGAACUACUUGACGAAUCUUCUUAAGGAUGGGGAGGACCUGAUGGAUGAGAGCGUCCUGAAGUUCUACACGCAGCAGUGGGAGGACUACCGCUUCUCUAGUAAAGUGCUGAACGGGAUCUGUGCCUACCUCAACAGACACUGGGUCCGCCGUGAAUGUGACGAGGGUCGCAAAGGAAUCUACGAAAUCUAUUCGCUUGCCUUGGUAACAUGGAGAGAGUGUUUAUUCAGACCUCUAAAUAAACAGGUGACGAAUGCUGUACUGAAACUGAUUGAAAGAGAAAGGAAUGGAGAGACCAUUAACACCAGGCUGAUCAGUGGUGUUGUACAGUCCUACGUUGAACUGGGUCUGAAUGAAGAUGACGCGUUUGCUAAGGGGCCUACAUUAUCGGUGUACAGGGAGUACUUUGAGACCCAGUUCUUGGCAGACACUGAGCGCUUCUACACAAGGGAGAGCACAGAAUUCCUCCAACAAAACCCUGUAACUGAAUACAUGAAGAAGGCAGAGGCACGGCUGUUAGAAGAACAGCGGCGGGUCCAUGUUUACCUCCAUGAAAGCACACAAGACGAACUGGCUCGCAAGUGUGAGCAGGUCCUCAUUGAGAAGCACCUUGAGAUCUUCCACACAGAGUUCCAGAACCUUCUGGAUGCCGACAAGAAUGAAGAUCUUGGCCGGAUGUACAGCCUGGUGUCGCGCAUCGCGGAUGGCUUGGGAGAGCUGAAGACACUGUUGGAGAGCCACAUCCAUAACCAGGGCCUGGCUGCCAUUGACAAGUGUGGCGACUCCGCUCUCAACGAUCCUAAGAUGUAUGUGCAGACAAUACUAGAUGUGCAUAAGAAGUACAACGCGCUGGUCAUGUCGGCGUUCAACAAUGACGCUGGCUUUGUGGCAGCCCUUGAUAAGGCUUGCGGGAGGUUCAUCAACAACAAUGCGGUCACAAAGAUGGCACAGUCCUCCAGCAAGUCUCCUGAACUGCUGGCCAGAUACUGCGACUCCUUACUGAAGAAAAGUUCAAAGAACCCUGAAGAGGCAGAGCUGGAGGACACGCUAAACCAAGUGAUGGUUGUGUUCAAGUACAUCGAAGAUAAGGACGUGUUCCAGAAGUUCUACGCCAAGAUGCUGGCCAAGAGACUAGUGCACCAGAACAGUGCCAGCGAUGACGCAGAGGCCAGUAUGAUCUCCAAACUGAAGCAAGCGUGUGGGUUCGAGUACACGUCCAAACUUCAGCGCAUGUUCCAGGACAUUGGAGUCAGCAAAGACCUGAAUGAGCAGUUUAAGAAGCACUUGAGCAACUCUGAGCCGCUGGACUUGGACUUCAGCAUCCAGGUUCUCAGCUCGGGCUCCUGGCCUUUCCAACAGUCCUGCACAUUUGCACUGCCAUCAGAGCUGGAGCGCAGUUACCAAAGAUUCACAGCGUUCUACGCCAGCAGGCACAGUGGACGCAAACUCACCUGGCUCUACCACCUGUCCAAGGGGGAGCUGGUCACCAACUGCUUCAAGAACAGAUACACUCUGCAGGCAUCCACCUUCCAGAUGGCCAUUUUGCUGCAGUUUAACACAGAAAACAGCUACACGGUCCAGCAGCUAGGAGACAGCACACAGAUUAAGACAGAUAUUUUGGUUCAAGUUUUGCAAAUCCUUUUGAAAUCAAAACUGCUGGUAUUGGAGGAUGAAAAUGCAAAUAUAGAUGAGAUGGAUUUCAAACCUGAUACACUGAUUAAGCUUUUCUUGGGCUAUAAAAACAAGAAGCUACGGGUAAAUAUCAACGUACCAAUGAAAACAGAGCAAAAACAAGAACAGGAGACAACACACAAGAAUAUUGAAGAGGACCGAAAGCUCCUCAUACAGGCUGCUAUCGUCAGAAUCAUGAAGAUGAGGAAAGUACUGAAACACCAGCAGCUCCUUGCUGAAGUGUUGAACCAACUUUCCUCGCGCUUCAAACCCCGUGUCCCUGUCAUCAAGAAAUGUAUCGAUAUUUUGAUAGAGAAGGAAUACCUGGAAAGGGUUGAUGGGGAGAAAGAUACCUACAGCUACCUGGCUUAAGCAACCGUGCUUUUCUUCACUUUUGGCAUGGAAAUGUAAUUCCUUAAGCAUUUUGGGCUUGUUGUAAGGAAUGUGCACAAGUUAUGGGAAAUGACGGACAGAUGGCUGGACAAUAUCGGCGUCAGGUCACUGCUGCCUCAGCAGACUGGACCUCCCUUUUAAAAGCAGAGUACUGCUGCCAGUCGCUGUCUGGAGUCCCUUCUCAGUCGCUCAGGACCGCCAUACACAUCGUGACAUGUAAAUAAUACACAGAAGAGGCACUCGUACUUGUAGAAACACCCAGCUGUGCAGUUGCAUGCAGAAAGGAGGGGAAAAAAAAAAAUGUAUUAAUUUAACCAAAAUAAUGGUGGACUGACUUGGCUGGAAGGAAAAAAAAAAAACAAAAACCUUAAUUUAUGAAUUGUGGCAGUGGUCUCAGAUUAUACUCAUCAAACUGGCUCCAGGAACAUAAUUUGUAUAGUGUGGCUUGUUUUAUAAAUGUCAUGAAUAAAGUUUUCUUUAAGCCUU
Messenger RNA from Electrophorus electricus (electric eel), 3167 nucleotides. Lineage: Eukaryota; Metazoa; Chordata; Actinopteri; Gymnotiformes; Gymnotidae. The record is from RefSeq and is a predicted model, not a curated record.